AUGUCCAUCAUUGAAAAGCUAGAAGAAACAUCGGCUUCAGGUUCCAUCACGACGUUGUUUCGUUUGGGCUCCGUAAACGCUAUUUCCUCUAUUCCAACUGAACUUCCUUUUCACUCUCCUCAGGUUGCGGGUCUUGGCUGUUGUCCGGAUGCGUGGCGUGGUACACUGGCCAAGGUCACAGUCUCUUUUCCGUCACAUCCUGAUGGUGAUCCAUCCCUCUGUACUACAUCUAUCACCGUGAUCCUAGGACUUUGCGGUGUAGACUCGGAUGAUAAUCAUCCGCUGAUCGCUGGCACUUGUUCCGCUCAGAAGCUUGGAAAUGCCCUCGUCUCGCUGAAGGUCACCUUAACCAAUACACUGACAUGCAAUCCAUUUGAUGUACCUGCACCUGUCGGGUUUGUACCAGACGCACCUGCCAGCGCUGAAUCGCCCGGGGUGCCUCAGGCCUGUUCUGCCCUUCGUGCCCUCGAGCAAUCGCUCAAGACGGGAACAUCAUUUGACAUAGUAUUUCAAGCUUAUACUCGUCAUUUGUCCCUCGGCAAGGUCACUAGACCAAUUCCGAUUUAUGCGAGCACCGCUGUGCUGCAAACAACUUUGCCGGAAUUUUCCGGAGGAGACCUUGAUUUGUCCUCCUUCUUUGAACUGUCUGAAGGCGACACUCUCCCUUUUACUUCUCUGGAGAGUUAUGGAUACGAUUCUGACAGUGACCUGGAUGACGAUGACUUGGUCAAGAAUAACAACAGUCCUACACCAGCAGACAAUGAAUCACACGAGGACACGACUGAUACUGGUUCAAUCUCGUCUUUUUCUAGCAUUGAAGCUGGACUUCAAGAGCAGCUAGGCAAUCGGGCUUUGCUUUUGGAAGACAUUGGGAUGGUACCAGCUGUGAACGGCGAGAACUUGAAACGUGGACCUCGGGUCAUCCUUGUAAAGGGUGUUGCCUGGAAGACGUGGCACGCCUUUAUUUAUUAUUGUUACACCGGCAUCGUCAACUUUGCAAACUUACGGUCUCAAAGGACGCCUGAUGAGCAGAGUCGCUUAGAAGAUAGUCCACCACAUUGCUCUCCAAAGUCCAUGUAUCAACUAGCUAUGAAGCUCAACAAUGAACCAUUAUCUCAACUUGCAUUAAAGGCCAUUGAGACUAGGUUGUCCGCGGCCAACAUACUUGAUGAGGCAUUCUUCAAAUUUACUUCCAGGCAUGACGCCGUCAGAGUAAUGGAAACUGCCCUCCUGCUGAAAUAUAGGAAUGCGUCAGGAGUUCUGCAGGGUCUCCCAGCUAAGAUGGAAGCUGUGGCCAGGGGCAAUAUACCCAAUGCUGGACAGGUUCUCACUGCGUUAAUUAUGCAGAUACCUGGCCAGAAUUAGACCCGAUGGCGUCACUGACCACUGUUAGGUAUCGAUUGUCGUUGGGUAUGUUAAUGUGCAUUACGCGGACGUGUGGGCACGAUCUUUACAUUGUAUUACCAACUUACUAUCACGCUAUGGCCUGCUUGACGAGUAUU
Molecule: messenger RNA, 1502 nt
Organism: Suillus subalutaceus
Lineage: Eukaryota; Fungi; Basidiomycota; Agaricomycetes; Boletales; Suillaceae
Exons: 8
Coding region: 1-1365 (454 amino acids)
Source: RefSeq, a predicted model, not a curated record